UCGAGCAUAAGCUGAGCUCCUCUUUGAAUUUGUUGAAUCUUUUUUCAUUUCCAAAAAAGGUUUUCAAUAGCCAAAUUCCAAUCGUUUCAAAAUGACAACAAUCGAAGAAUUACCAGACAAAAUGGUAGCUUACCAUUACAUAAAUGGAACAGAUGAAGUUCAAGAGCUAUCGCUUUCGGCCAAAUCGAUGAAAGCCAUUUACAAGAAAGUCACCGGCGGGGAACUAAGCGAGGAGGUGGCCCAAACAAUUGCCGCGGACAUGGCCAAAGAGGUUUUUGAAAUUCUGGAGACUGUGGAAACAUAUGCAUAUCACAACCGUAGCGAUGAGAUAACGGAGGCAGACGUUUACCAUGCCCUCAAAAAUGACGCCAAAUAUGCCAAUGACAUUUUAUUUGAUCUUAAGAAAGCUCAUGCUUAUACUAGGCUGCCUGCAAACCUGGGAGCAGGGCAGGAGCAAGCUCCUACCGCUGACACUUCUGAUUCAGCGGUGACAGCUGGAGAAUCGUUGACCGAAUAUCGCACGACUGGCUGGCAGCACGAAGAGACAGUGCAACUGCAGCCCCCCACUCAAUGUCCGCUUACCCAGGAGGAGCAAGUCUUCUUCAGGAGAGUCAUUACAGUAUGCUUUGCACAGGACGAGGAUGAGCGUGUAAAAGCGCUGAAGUCACUGGAAGUAGAUCCCAGCCUGGAGUUCAUACUGCCCCAGUUGACCACGAGCAUGGCCGACGGCAUCAAUACCGGUCUCUUCAAUAAGAUAACAGAUCUGUGCUUCGUUGUACUUCGAAUGGCCAAAGCUCUUGUGAAGAAUCGCAGCAUCACUUUUGACCAACACUUUCAUCUCAUCCUACCUGGCAUACUCUCGUGCAUUCUCAUGCAGGAGGCAUUCGAGGAGGAUGACAUUGAGGGCGAUGAGCUUCACUGGGACCUCCGGGAAUUCGCAAGUGAAUUAUUGGGCGAUAUGGUGAGGGUCGCCAAGAACUACAAUCUCAUCGGUCGCAUUAUUAAUAUGUUAAUUAAGGGAAUCCGCGAUCACGAAAAUGUAUUUACGAUUUUUGGUGCCGUCAUUGGAUUUGGCCAAUUGGGAAGUCUUGUCGUAGCAGACUAUUUGCUACCUGAGCUAUCCAAUUUAUCGGAAUUUCUGUACGCCGGAGGCAGGGACCCCAAACUUGCAAAGGGAGCCAUAAUGAAAACCUGGUGUCGAUUGGUCAAGAUAACUGCUCCGGUCGUGAAAGCUUUAACCUACUCAACCGAUCCAAUAGCCAAAUAUGUUGAGCUCUAUGGUCGUUUCGGCGAGGCUCUGUUCUUUGUGGUUCUUGGCAUUCGUGGAAGGGAGCAGGAGACCGCAGCUAAAUUAUUAGUCAACUUAGUAUUGAAAUCAAAGAAAAAUCAUAAAUGCCAGGAGGGGCCUACAGCCGAAUUAAUGGAACGAGAGCAAAAUUCUGACUGCGAGAAGGUUAAUGCAGCGACAGGAGUAGCCCAGGUUGAGGAAUGUGAAGUGGAUGUGUUGUUUUCGGAAGGAGUAAAGAUAAAUGCCAACUCCAAGAAGAAAAACUCAAACAAAGCAAAAGUCUGACUUCGAGGAGGCAGCAGCACGGAAGAAGGAAGAGGCAGACAAUGCAAUGUCCACACUUGCAGCACAGCUUAAAUUUUGAUACGAUUAUAAUAUUGUUAUUGAAAUUUAUUUUUAGACAGCGCGCAGAGUGGCAGACCAGGAGAGAGAUCAACAAAUAUUAAUAUUUGCCCAUAAGAAAAGAAAUAAACAUAUUGUGUAUGCAUGCGGGGCAGCAGCUUUAGCACCUGACAGACGGAGAACGAAAGUUUGUUGCCUUCAUUGAGAAGCGAUUAAGCAAAUAUUUAGAUAAAUGCGAGUCAAAUUGGCUUGAGUUGAGAUCGUAUCGGUGUGGUGUGGUGUGGUGUGGCGUGGCGUGGCGUGAUGUGGUGUUGGUGUGGGUAUGGAGUAUCAAAAUGAAUGGAUCUCCAAGGUUCAAGGGUGCAGUACUCACCUUCAGCUGAUGACGUAGUCCACUCAUGGGGCUCAUUCAAUAUUGAGGAUGCCGGAGAUGAGGAGGAGAUAAGCAAAGCCUACAGCAAAUGAGGUGGUGCUUGGUGUGCCGGUGGCGUAUGUGUGAUUUUCCGAUGAGUGGGUGGGUGCCGCUUUUGGCCUAGUUUCAGUGCGGAUUAUUUAUCGCUUAUUUGCAUGAACUUAAAUGGACUUUAAAUAUGUAUAUUUUCGCUUGUCGGCACUUUCACACUUUUGUACGUAUUUUGAUUUAC
Molecule: messenger RNA, 2274 nt
Organism: Drosophila obscura
Lineage: Eukaryota; Metazoa; Arthropoda; Insecta; Diptera; Drosophilidae
Product: transcription initiation factor TFIID subunit 6-like
Exons: 3
Coding region: 92-1573 (493 amino acids)
Biological process (GO): transcription initiation at RNA polymerase II promoter; RNA polymerase II preinitiation complex assembly
Cellular component (GO): SAGA complex; SLIK (SAGA-like) complex; transcription factor TFIID complex
Molecular function (GO): RNA polymerase II general transcription initiation factor activity; transcription coactivator activity; protein heterodimerization activity
Source: RefSeq, a predicted model, not a curated record